ACCCCGUGCUGCAUGAGCUCCAUUUACGCGCUCCACUCCUAGCGGUGGUUUCGUGUUACUGAAUAAUACCCUACAGAGGCACAACCGACAGAUAGAGAGAGGAAAAAGCAGGGAGGGAGAAGAGAGGGAGAGGGAGAUGAGCAUCUUGUUCCAAUGAAACAUCAAGCAGUGUGACGAUGACAGCGAAAGGCAGACAUAAAGCGGUCCCCUUCCCCCUGGCCCACCGGCUCACCAUGAAGGAGGUGUUCGACGCUGAGGGCCGGCCGCGGGUGGACCUGCUCAAAGCUCACCUCACCAAGGAGGGCCGCCUGGAGGAGGCCGUGGCCCUGCGCAUCAUCAACGAGGGGGCCGCCAUCCUGCGCCAGGAGCGCACUAUGUUGGACAUUGAGGCGCCAGUCACGGUGUGUGGAGACAUCCACGGUCAGUUCUUCGACCUGAUGAAGCUGUUUGAAGUGGGAGGUUCACCUGCCAACACGCGCUACCUCUUCCUAGGGGACUAUGUGGACAGGGGCUACUUCAGCAUCGAGUGUGUGUUAUACCUGUGGUCACUGAAAAUCCUCUACCCAAAGACGCUCUUUCUUCUACGGGGGAACCAUGAAUGUAGACACCUGACAGAAUAUUUCACCUUCAAACAAGAAUGUAAGAUCAAGUACUCGGAGCAGGUGUACGACUCCUGCAUGGAGGCGUUUGAUUGCCUGCCCCUGGCAGCCCUGAUGAACCAGCAGUUCCUGUGUGUGCAUGGGGGGCUUUCACCAGAGAUCCACACGCUGGACGACAUCAAGAAGUUGGACCGGUUCAAGGAGCCUCCAGCGUUCGGGCCCAUGUGCGACCUGCUGUGGGCCGACCCCCUGGAAGACUUUGGUAACGAGAAGACCCAGGAGUACUUUGGCCACAACACAGUCAGAGGCUGCUCCUAUUUCUACAGUUACCCAGCAGUGUGCGAGUUCCUACAGACUAACAACCUGCUGUCAAUCAUCAGAGCGCAUGAAGCACAGGAUGCUGGGUAUCGUAUGUACAGGAAGAGUCAGACUACAGGUUUCCCCUCCCUCAUCACAAUCUUCUCUGCUCCAAACUACCUGGAUGUCUACAACAACAAAGCGGGCGGGCUAAAGUAUGAGAAACAACGUAAGAACAUCCGUCAGUUCAAUGCUUCCUACCCCUACUGGCUGCCCAAACUCAUGGACGUCUUCACCUGGGUCGCUGCUUUCGGGGGAGGGAAAGGUGACGGAGAUGCUGGUCAACGUCCUGAGUAUCUGCUCGGACGACGAGCUCAUGAACGACGGAGAGGAGAUCUUCGAUGCCAGUGCAGCAGCAGCCAGGAAAGAGGUGAUCAAAAACAAGAUACGAGCCAUUGGGAAGAUGGCUAAAAUGUUCUCUGUUCUACGGUGAGUUCUGGUUGUUCAUACUCUGGG
Messenger RNA from Etheostoma spectabile (orangethroat darter), 1412 nucleotides. RefSeq names its product serine/threonine-protein phosphatase 2B catalytic subunit alpha isoform-like. Gene Ontology annotation, biological process: calcineurin-mediated signaling. Gene Ontology annotation, molecular function: calmodulin-dependent protein phosphatase activity. The record is from RefSeq and is a predicted model, not a curated record. Lineage: Eukaryota; Metazoa; Chordata; Actinopteri; Perciformes; Percidae.